AUGCCAAAAAAUCGUGGUGUCUUGGAUGCCAUCACUCGCAGUGUGAUAGAUGGUAGUGAUCAGGAGUCGAGCUCAUCUUUCAACUCGGACAAGGAAUAUGCGGCUGUGACGAAGGGCCUCAGCAGCUCAAGAGUACAAAAGAAGUCAUCUUUAAGGCAGAUGAAAAGCAAAGUCAAGGAGCUUCAAUCUUUAGUGAAUCAUUACCGAGAAAAUGAAGCCGCUUUAGUGUCUAGCGCCAAGUUAUUGUCCGGCGAGAUCAUAGGCUAUGAAAUUAAGAUGGCUAGUUUACAUGGAAAAAUGAAAAGUAUCCUGGAUGAGAACAACGCGUUAAAGGAAACGCACAAGAGCUCUGCUGAAAAGAGAAUCGAACUUGUUCGACUUCCCUCUAGCAAAGAAGAACGCAACUACGAUGAAUACACUUUGCUUGUUAAUCUCAAGAAGGAAAUCUGCGCCAAGUUACAGGACUACAAAAACGUCCAGAACACGGUGAACACCAAGUUAGAUGAGAUUCACACGUUCCAUGAAAAAUACUACGAAGGACUAGAACUAAGUUUAGACAGCAAGGUGUUUGAUGCAGAAAGCUCAAAAGAGCUGGCCAAAGUGAGGCGAGAACUGAAUAACGUGAGAAAAAAUUCCGAAAUCAAAGUGAAUAACUUGAAAAUGCAACUGCUACAAGCAACCAAAUCACUGGAGCACUUGAAGAAGCAGGCUAAAGCAAAGGAUGACUAUCUUAAAUGUAUUCCUGAGCUGGUCGACAAAGCCAAUCUCACGAUGUUAUCCUACAAGAAAAGCAUCGCUAACCAGAGGGAGACUAUCGAAGCAUUACAAGCAGAACUAUCGCAACAAUCAGAAACAAAGGGGCAAAUAGAAACAGAAACACAAAAUCAAGUACAAAUCCCCACCAAUGUGACUUUGGUGGACCCCUUUGAGGAAAACAAUCCAGAGGAUUUGUUCGCUAUCCAGGAACAGGAAUUGCAAGAUCUAAGGUUGCAUAAGAAAAUGGCCGAUGAGAGGAGCCGAACUACCCACUUGCAUUUAGAAAGAAAAAAUAAUACCAUCAAGCUACUGCAGAGUUACGUGCAAUCAUUAAUUCAACGGCUACCACCAGCCCAGCGCAAACACCAUUUGGGCAUAUUCCAAAAACUUGGUAGCGAAAAAUCGUGUCCACUCGCCCCCGCUGUGGCAAGUACAUAUGCGCCUCUUCUACUCUUAUCCCAGCAUUCGAACCAUCAAGAAAUUGACAACACCCCUCAACGGCUUCUAUUAGCGGCUCCAGACGGGCAGUCAUAUUCCGAAAAGAGCACAACACUAAACCUUGAUUACUCAUCAAGGAAAUCCUACUUAUCAAGACUACAACCACCACAUAUAGCCAACCUGAAGUCUUUGACUCUGAAAACUCUGCCAAGGGUGCCCACGGACAGUCCUCAACUUCCUUCAAAAGACAAAUCUCAAGAGACUGCAAAGAAAGACGAUCGGCCAAAAUUGGUGGCAAAUGAACCAGUCACACUAGACACAUCAACUCCUCCUGUGGCACAAAGCUUGGCGGAUUCAAAGCAUUGUUCAGGACUACAUAAAUAA
Molecule: messenger RNA, 1578 nt
Organism: Saccharomyces cerevisiae S288C
Lineage: Eukaryota; Fungi; Ascomycota; Saccharomycetes; Saccharomycetales; Saccharomycetaceae
Gene: ASF2
Product: Asf2p
Exons: 1
Coding region: 1-1578 (525 amino acids)
Source: RefSeq, marked reviewed